Musca domestica (house fly) is the source of this 1677-nucleotide messenger RNA. RefSeq names its product putative inorganic phosphate cotransporter. Gene Ontology annotation, molecular function: transmembrane transporter activity. The record is from RefSeq and is a predicted model, not a curated record. Gene Ontology annotation, biological process: transmembrane transport; monoatomic anion transport. The coding region runs from base 113 to 1540 and encodes 475 amino acids. Gene Ontology annotation, cellular component: plasma membrane. The transcript has 4 exons. Lineage: Eukaryota; Metazoa; Arthropoda; Insecta; Diptera; Muscidae.
UAGAUAACGUUUGGGCAGUGCAAUUGCGGUUGCAGUUGUUGGCUGAGGUUCAAUCAUUUCCCAACGAUCACGGCGUCUACUGUCGACGGAAUAUCUAAAGUGAGAAUCUCCAAUGGAAAGUGAUAUCAGCAAAGGUCCGGUUAUUGGCCAAAGACAUGUCCAGACAUUGCUGUUGUUUGGUUUUGCUGCAAUAAAUUAUAUGACCAGAUACAGCGCCAGUAUAUCUUUGGUGGCAAUGACAAACUCAUCGACAACCAAUCCUAAUUUUCCGCAAUAUAAUUGGAACGAAUCGGAAAAAUCCUACAUAUUGUCCAGUUUCUUUUGGGGUUAUCUCUUUACACAACUGUUUGCAGGCUAUUAUUGUAAGCGUUUUGGUGAAAAAGUCACUUUGUUUACGGCAAUAUUUGGUUCAUCUUUGGUGGGGCUGAUAUUACCCAUCACCUUGAAAUUUGGCGACUGGCAAAUAUUUUGUGCUGUGCGAGUAGUACAAGGUGUGUUCCAGGGCUUGGAUUUAUCUGGCGCCUAUGCACUUUUAGCCAAUUGGUGCCCGGUGGAGGAAAGGAAUCGUCUGGGUGCAUUGGCAUUUUCGGGUAAUGAAUGUGGCACACUGAUGGCCAUGUUACUUAGUGGCCUUAUAGCCAUAUCAGCACUUGGUUGGCCAGGAAUUUCCUAUAUAUUCUGUGGCAUUGGACUUAUUUGGUGUCUCUUAUGGAUAAUAUUUGGUGCCAGCUCACCAAAUACUUCAAAGUUUAUAUCACUCGAGGAAAAAACUUAUAUUCAAAUAUCGAAAAAAGAAACUGUGGAGGGUAGCAAAAAAUCAAUACCCAUACCCUGGAAGGCUAUUCUAUUAUCGCCAGCCUUUUGGGCUUUAAUUGUGGCUCGAUGUUCGGAGGCCUGGUCCUUCACCGCAGUUCAAGCAGCCUUGCCUGAAUACAUGAAUGGUGUGUUUUGUAUGGAUAUGAAAAAUAAUACGCUCUACUCGGCCUUGCCCUAUAUACUCCUGUGGGUAAUGUCCUAUGUAUAUUUGAUACUGGCGGAUCUUUUGAUAAAUUAUAAAAUAUUAUCGCUGAAUGCGUUGAGAAAAACUUUUAACUCCAUUGCAUUUUGGAUACCAGCCAUAUGUCUGAUAGGCAUUGGUUUUCUGAAGCCCCAUCAACAGAUUAUUGCCGGAAUUUUGAUGAUUGUCAUUGUGGGCAUCAAUGCGGGUAAUAUGAUUGGCAGUGGUUUAAAUGUCAUUGAUCUGUCACCAAAUCACACCGACAUUUUGAUGAGCAUUCUAAAUGCGGCGGGUAGUAUAAUGCCUAUGUUAAAUCCUCUGGUAAUGGCUGCCGUCGUACACGAUGAUUCCGAUGAUAGACAGUGGCAAAUUCUGUUUAUCAUUUGUGCUUUGAUAUAUUUCGUGGGUAAUAUAAUUUAUCUAAUUUGGGGCUCAACGGAUGCCCAACCCUGGAAUGAUCCGAACUUUUUGUUGCCCAAAUGUCGAGAUGAUAUUGAAUGCAGUUCCGAUGAACAACAAUCUGGUCGAAAAGAUAUCACAUAAGAACAUUGGAUUUUGGAUAAGUGGGAGUACUGGCAUCAGGUUUAAUUUGUCACUAAUCAGGCACAUCAAUAAAAUUAUCAUAUCGAUAUAUCUAAAGGACUUUCGGGGUAAAAUAAAAAUGCAGAACUCUAGCAAGA